This is a messenger RNA of Brassica rapa (field mustard), 2791 nucleotides long. Its product is annotated as cell division control protein 48 homolog C. The record is from RefSeq and is a predicted model, not a curated record. NCBI's taxonomy places the organism in Eukaryota, Viridiplantae, Streptophyta, Magnoliopsida, Brassicales, Brassicaceae. Gene Ontology annotation, molecular function: ATP binding; ATP hydrolysis activity.
AGCAAAUAAAUAUAUUCUCAUAAUUACCUCCAAAUAAAUGGGCUUUCUGAGCUAUAUAUAUUUAAGCUUCUCUGCAGUUUUGCGCCUCCAAAAUAACUUACCCUAGGGUACUAGUGCACGAUGGGGAGGAGAGAUCGCAGCUGCGGAGGUGGUGGUCUUGGCGGAGGAAUUAAUGGGAGAGUUUUGAGUCAAGCUAUGGAUUCGUGCGGGAAGGAUUUAUCCACGGCGGAGGAAAUCGUCGACGACCUCCGUUCCAGGUACGGUACUUAUGCGAUGCGGACUCGUCAAGUACUUCUCCUCAGCGUCAGACGUGUCCUUAAUGCCCGAAAAAACAACAACAAGCGUACGAAAGACGACAACAAAGGCGAUGAUGGUGGUAAGAUGAAGAAACAGAAACGUGUUGAUGAGAAAGAAGAAGAGAAGUUGCAGCUAGCUGAACAAACAUCACAUCUCAAGAAGAGAAAAACCAAGGACAAGUCAGUUUCUUCUUCUUCUUCCUCGUCUGAUAUCUCUGAGACUUGGGAGGACUUUGAUUUGAUCAGUGACAGCAUAAGAGAUAACUACGCUAAGAUGAAUAAUAGCCCCUCCGCCAAGAAACCAAUUGUCGUGGAGAAGAAUUUCGAAGUUGAGACUGUUUCCAGAAGCAAGAUGACUACAAUGGGUGGGCUGCUGGAAAAUGAAGCUAGAGUUUCUCCUCCUCCUCCUCCCUUGAGUGGAACUAAUAAUAAUAAAGGAGGUCGACCUACUUUUAAAGACUUUGGUGGGAUUAAAAAAGUGUUGGAUCAGUUAGAGUUUGAUAUUCUCUUCCCUCUUUUCAAUCCUCUAGCGUUUGAGACGACUGGAGUUAAGCCGCCACGCGGGUUUCUAUUCCACGGACCACCUGGCUGUGGAAAGACUCGGCUGGCCAAUGCCAUAGCCAACGAAGCUAGUGUUCCCUUUUACCAGAUCUCAGCCACGGAAGUCGUCUCCGGUGUUCCUGGUGAUUCUGAAGAGAACAUCAGAGAGCUCUUCUCUAAAGCACACAGGACCGCGCCUUCUAUCAUCUUUAUCGAUGAGAUUGACGCCAUUGGAUCCAAGAGAGAGAAACAGCAAAGGGAGAUGGAGAAGCGGAUCGUAACACAGCUAUUGACUUGUAUAGAUGGUCCUCAUCAGCAGGGAGAUGAUGAAAAUGGUGGAUACGUUGUUGUCAUUGGAGCUACUAAUAGGCCUGACGCUCUUGAUCCUGCUCUGAGAAGGCCCGGGCGGUUUGACCGUGAGAUUGCUCUAACCGUUCCUGACGAAGACGCCAGGGCUGAGAUACUCUCUGUUGUAUCUAAAAGACUUAGACUCGAAGGCUCCUUCAACAUGAAAGGAAUCGCUCGCUUAACGCCCGGGUUUGUUGGAGCUGAUUUGGAAGGUUUAGCUAACAUGGCUGGCAGUCUUUGCAUCAAGAGAGUUAUGAAUUCAAGAAAAUCGCAACUGUCCGGCUGCCAGGAUGAUGAUGGGUCUUGGCUGAGGCAGCCCUGGUCAGAAGAAGAUUUGCAGAUUCUCUUUGUGAGAAUGUCUGAUUUUGAGGAAGCGGUGAAGUUAGUCAAGGGAUCUUUAACUCGAGAAGGUUUCUCCACCGUGCCUGAUGUCACAUGGGGUGAUGUCGGUGGACUUGACCAUCUACGGAGUGAACUCAACGAUUACAUAGUCAGCCCUAUCAAAAAUCCAGAUAUUUAUAAAAAAAUUGUGGCGAAGCUAGAGACAGGUUUCUUGCUCUAUGGACCGCCGGGCUGCGGAAAGACGUUGGUUGCAAAGGCAGUUGCGAACGAGGCAGGAGCUAAUUUCAUACACAUCAAGGGUCCGGAACUUCUAAAUAAAUACGUUGGUGAAAGCGAGCUUGCUAUGCGGACCUUGUUUCAGCGCGCCCGGACAUUUGAUCAGGUGGAUGCUUUGACAACAAGUCGUGGUAGAGAAGGUGGCUCGGUUAAUGGAGGAGGUCUUUUGAACCAGUUUCUUACUGAACUGGACGGUGGAGAGAGACAUAAUGUAUAUGUAAUCGGAGCUACGAACAGGCUCGAUGUGAUUGAUUCUGCAUUCUUGAGACCGGGUAGGUUUGGGAAUCUUGUGUACGUACCCCUCCCUAACGCGGAUGAGCGUGUUUCAAUCCUAAAAUCUAUUGCAAAGAAGAGACCCAUAGAUCCUAGUGUUGAUCUGGAUGCCAUUGCAAAGAUGAACUGUCAACGUUUCAGCGGAGCUGAUCUCGCUAACCUGAUGGACAAAGCUAUACACGUGGCAGUGAAGGAGAAGUUGGAGUCCAGGGAGUCAUCGUCUGAAGAUGGCAAUAUGGAUUUAAGUGAUUGCACCAUCAAGAUGACUCAUUUCGAGCAAGCCUUGUCCUUAGUCACACCAUCUGUGAGCAAACAGCAAAUAAAACACUACGAGAGACAAAGGAAGCUACAAAAAAAAAGGAGACUACUGAAGAAGCUACAAAAAAAAAUAAGACUAUUGAUGAAGCUACAACUACACCCAAAAAAAAGAAGCUACAAAGAAGCACCGGAAGAAACAACAUGGAUCAAAUCAACGUAGGAGCAUGAACCAAAAAAAAAAGAGUAAACUCUAUUAAGUUAUAAAUGUUCGCAAAAAUCCCGUUUUCCCGAGAGAAAUGCCAUAUGUUUUUCUUUCUUCCAACUUGAGACAUUUGAUCAUACAAUCAUUAAGUUUUGUGUGUUCCAACAAGUGUUGUCAUGAGUUUCCAACAAGUGUUGUUAGAGCAUCUAAAAAAAAAAAAACUAUAUUUCAAAGUUUCCAAAACUCUAUAUUUGAA